UAACCUCUGAUCGUCGUCAGGCUGGGGGCAUUGCGGUCGUGGAGCUCGCUCCUCAGUGUUAAACAACAAACAUGGCUGCUCCCACAUUUAAGUGGAAGAAAGUUAAUGAUUCAUCUGGGCCACAACCUCGUCCGAGGCAUGGUCACAGGGCCGUAGCGAUAAAAGACCUUAUGGUCGUUUUCGGAGGAGGCAACGAAGGGAUCGUCGACGAACUGCACGUCUACAACACAGCCACAAAUCAAUGGUUUAUACCAACUAUGAAGGGGGACAUACCCCCAGGGUGUGCAGCUUAUGGUUUUGUUGUGGACAACACCCGUAUUUUAGUCUUUGGGGGUAUGGUUGAAUAUGGAAAAUAUUCUAAUGAACUUUAUGAACUUCAGGCUAGUAGGUGGGAGUGGAAACGGCUUCGUCCACGUGCUCCACGUUUUUCACCACCCCCAUGCCCUCGCUUGGGUCACAGUUUUACAUUAAUUGACAAAAAGGUGUUUCUUUUUGGAGGAUUGGCAAAUGAUUGCUCUGAUGACCCUAAAGCAAACCCUCCAAGUGCAGUGUCAGUAAGGUAUUUAAAUGAUUUAUAUACCCUAGAGCUAAAGGGGAAUACAGUUGUUUGGGAAAUGCCACAUACGUAUGGAACCCCACCACCACCGAGGGAAUCACAUACUGCCGUGGCUUACAAAGAUGCUCAAGGCAAUUCAAAACUUAUUAUCUAUGGUGGCAUGUCAGGAUGCAGGCUUGGUGACCUUUGGAUACUUGAUAUCGGAACAAUGACUUGGAGUCGACCAGAAGUGUUUGGUCCUGCCCCUCUUCCUCGAUCAUUGCACACUGCAUCAAUUAUUGGAAACAGGAUGUAUGUUUUUGGCGGGUGGGUUCCACUUGUCCUUGAUGAUUUGAAAGUAGCAACACACGAAAAAGAAUGGAAAUGUACCAAUCAACUGGCUUGUCUUAACCUAAGUACUAUGGAAUGGGAGGACAUAACCAUGGAUUCAACUGAGGAAAAUAUGCCUCGUGCAAGAGCAGGUCAUUGUGCAAUUGUUGUCCAUUGCAGAAUAUAUAUCUGGUCUGGAAGAGAUGGAUAUAGAAAGGCUUGGAACAACCAGGUUUGUUGCAAAGAUUUGUGGUAUCUCGAGGUUGAUAAGCCUGCACCUGGAGGGAAAGUCCAGCUGAUAAAAGCAAGUACACAACUCUUAGAAGUCUGCUGGAAUUCUGUCCCCACUGCGGAGGCAUAUUUGCUUCAGAUACAAAAUUGUGUUAUUAGAUAUACGGUACCUCCAGUUUCAAAACCAAGACCGGCUAAUAAGUUGCCAGUAGCCAAAACUCCAAAUGCUGCACCAAAAGUUCCGGUAUCCUCCAGUGCUGCUACAACUAGACCUGUAGUAAGGCCAGUUAUGAGACCACUUGGUAUUAGACCUUUGGUAAGGCCUGUGACACGUCCAGUGCAGAAACCAACACCAACUACUACUCCAUCAACCAUCGGAGUUCGGUCUCCAAUACAUUCUUCUGUUCGUGUUUCCGCACCUUCUUCUCUUAUUCGAACUUCAACUGGUUCAAAAUCACAAAUAUUGGUUCAAAAGCCACCAACUCAAGGCCCAACACAAAUUGUAACAUUAGUGAAAACAAGUCAAGGCAUGACGGUUGCGAUGCCGAAAGUAAGUUUAAUUCAGAGCAAGCCAGGAACAAAUGUGACAACAUCGGCUAAAGGAAUCCCACAAGGGGCAACCAUUGUGAAGUUGGUGACACCAAAUCAAGCUGGUAAUGCAAAAAUGUUAACUACAAUGAAAACAAUACCAUCAAAUAUGGUAGUCAACAAACCUGCAACUCAAGGAAAUAAACAACAAACUAUUAUCAUUAACAAACCGGGUGGACUAAGAAUGCCAGGACAACAGUAUAUUGUUGUAACCACUGGUGCACCUAUUAGGACCAUCCCAACAAUGACUACAACACAAAGUACAAGUGAAAAAGGGGUUCGUAUGGUCAUGAUGUCUGGCAAUUCUGGAUCUGGUAAACCAAUCACAAUAACAGUUCCUGGAGCUGGUGGCAAUAAAACGUUGACAAUAACAGGAAAAGCAGCUUUAGGAUCGACUUCUCACAUUCUUCAGCAAGCUACUUCACCAGGUCUUAAAAACCUACGUGUCCAAAUGGGUGAAAAAACAAUGACACUUCUUCCAAAUAAUGCUACUCUAUGGACGAGCAGUGCUGAGGCUACUUCAUCUACAAACACUGUUAAUAGUAGUAGGGUUGUAUAUUUAUCUACAAAGCAACCUACCAGUUCAAGUUUGAACACUAAAGAUCAGUCGAUUAGUUCUACAGUCGGCCCAACAUCAGAUGCUGCGUUAACUGCUUUAGCUGCAGAAGCAGGAUUUAUUGAUUCCCCCAAUGAUUCAUUACUGAAGCAAGACAGCGAUCACUCAUCGUCUGUGGAUUCAAGUUUUCUGACGCGGAACGUUGCUGAUACAUCCACUGCAGAUGUGCACAAGCUGAAAGAUACAGGAAUCACACAGUCUGCCAUAGAAAGUUCUGGCCAUGAAGCCGCAAGUUCAACUCCGGCCGUGGCUUCAGCAUCAUUGAUUCCUUCAUCUUCCCCUCCUCAUACAACUACUGGUUCUCAACCGGAUGAUAUAGAGCCCACAUCGACAACACAAGAACCAGAGGAAUCAGAAAAAAAUGUGUUACCCCCAAAAGAGGAUCCACCUUUGAAAAAGAAAGAGCAGUUACUACCUGAUGCACCAUCGUCUAUAAAAAUUGCCAAAACUUCUGAAGGAGCUAUUAUAUCAUGGUCUGCACCAACAAAAGGCGCUCCGGUGAUUGCAUAUACAGUUUGUUUAGCAAUGAAACACCAGUCGGUCGGUACUUCUCAACUUGGGUUCGUUAAAGUAUACACUGGAACGCAAACCCAAACAUCAAUUCCUCAUGCCACACUGGAAGAAGCGACUUUUGAAGACAUUGAAAAACCUGCUAUCAUAUUUAGGAUAUCAGCCAAAAAUGAAUAUGGCUAUGGACCGGCCACCCAAGUUAGGUGGAUUCAAGAUGUUCUCAGCCAACAAAGAGGUCAGGUAAGAUCGACAAACUCUCAGCUUGGAAACGCUCAGAAACGAAUGAAAGUGGAUAGCCAAUCCAAUUGACAAUCAGCUCCAGAAUUGACCAAGUCAAAAUGUAAAUCUGUAUCAAGUUGUAAAUAUCGAAGUUAUAGGUUAUAAAUAAGAAGUUCAAAAAUGUAUACAUAAUUGAAUAUGUAUAUAUUUUUUUGUGUGCAUAUAUUUUUAAUGUAAGUAUUUGAAUGCAAGCAAAAACAAACAAAAAAUAUGAUAAAAUUACUCUGAGGAUUUUAUAACCUUAUUGGCCAUUUUGCAUUAUUUACAAAGAUGUCUGUAAGGCUGCUUUGAUAUGGUAUUAGUGUAGUAGAUGUUCUACUAUUCAAUACUAUGCAAUUGGUCAUUUUAAUUAUUUUGUGAUUAUGAAUACUAUGACAUUGUUUUCAAUAUUCAUUUUUUUGACGUAAAAAAAUGGUUAAAAUGUCUAAGUUAUUAGAUACAUCUCAAACCUCAAAUUUGCCCUAGAACAGGAUCAAAAAAAGCCAUUGAUCUAGAAAAAUUUUAAAUAUCUACUACACCUCUACCUGGAUAAUUCUGUUGGCCCUGAAUUUUCAACAUGUUGAUUUAUCAAGCUGAUUACAGUUUUUUUAAUGAUUAUUUCCACUAUCUAAGUAUAUUAAUCGUUAUUGUAAAAUGAUAGUGUUUCACUUAAAAAUAAACCUUUUUUUAUUUUUA
Cimex lectularius (bed bug) is the source of this 3764-nucleotide messenger RNA. RefSeq names its product host cell factor 1. The transcript has 18 exons. Gene Ontology annotation, molecular function: protein binding; transcription coactivator activity. Gene Ontology annotation, cellular component: histone methyltransferase complex. The record is from RefSeq and is a predicted model, not a curated record. Gene Ontology annotation, biological process: chromatin remodeling; regulation of DNA-templated transcription. The coding region runs from base 72 to 3119 and encodes 1015 amino acids. Lineage: Eukaryota; Metazoa; Arthropoda; Insecta; Hemiptera; Cimicidae.